ACAGAGGCUACAAGUUUCACACUAGACAACACACUAGGGGCGCUGGUCCUGGGACUCGCUGCAUCGUGUUUUGUGUAUGGGAUGUGCGUCGGGGUGUCCCUUGGAUCGGUUAGACUCACGAAAGCUCACCACAGUCUCCUCACGCAAGUUUGGACUUACUACCACCGGUACCUGUACGACGCACGGCGGGUGAGUGAAGCAGAUAAUAUUCUCCUCGGUCUGAAGCUCAUGCUGAUUCCAUCCUCUCUCAGUACAAGUUUCUGGUCGGCCUCAUUGUGUGAGCUGAAUUUGCAUUGCCCUAAACUCCAGCUCACUUAUUUUCUGCCAUCCAGCUUGCUCGAAACAGUCGACCAAGGUUUUAUUACCCACUUUGCAUAUUAUUACACAGUGACGAGUGCGGGGAAACCACUCUCGAUGGCGACGGGGAACAUGAAGUGGUCUCCGGUCCUACAGCAGAUGAUCGGGAAUCUUGUGGGCAUCACUGUAAAAUGCGUGUUCGCGGUUCGAGUGUACCGUUUCAGCCAGCGGAACCUCUGGAUCCCGUCUCUCAUCGUUGUCCUCAGCCUCAGCCAACUCUGUUUUUCUCUCUGGUUCACGGUCAAGGCAUUCGAGAUGCUCUCUAUUUCCGCCGUGUUCGGCCUUAAAAUACCCGCCACGACCUCCCUCGCGCUGGGCGUUUUCACAGACAUAACAAUCGCUGCCUCGCUAUCUUUCUUCCUGCGGCGUCUGCGGAGCGGGAUCGCCAGAACAGACUCGUUGGUGCGCCGACUCGUGCGAGACGCGAUCAACAUCGGCAUUCUCACUUCCACCGUCAGUCUCACAACGCUCUUGUUGUUUGAUCUUUCCGGGGGUAAUCUCGUAUUCGGGGCCACCUACUUUCUCCUCUCCAAACGUGCGUAG
Messenger RNA from Mycena citricolor, 900 nucleotides. The record is from the annotation of a GenBank genome assembly. NCBI's taxonomy places the organism in Eukaryota, Fungi, Basidiomycota, Agaricomycetes, Agaricales, Mycenaceae.